This is a messenger RNA of Saccostrea cuccullata (small rock oyster), 1126 nucleotides long. RefSeq lists its product as uncharacterized. The transcript has 4 exons. The record is from RefSeq and is a predicted model, not a curated record. Bases 285 to 956 code for a protein of 223 amino acids. NCBI's taxonomy places the organism in Eukaryota, Metazoa, Mollusca, Bivalvia, Ostreida, Ostreidae.
CUUGUUUAAAAUUACUAGACAACAUAUUAAUUAUGAUUACAAUGAUCAUGAUGAUAAGCAUUUUAGUAUUUUAAUUAUCCUGUAUCAAAGAUUAUCAGAAUGAUCUGUUGAUUGCUAAAAAAACAAAAGGGGUACCUGGUUAUCACAACAACCUCUGACAUUGAGAUGAUAAUUUGUUCUAUGAAAACACAGUGAAGUACUGCAAGUAGUUAAUUGUGAAGUCCUAUAUUUCACUUUUAAUCCAAACCAAAUUGUAAAAAGGAGCCUUCACGUGUGACGCCAAGAUGAGUUCUUCAAGUUUCAACACCCUUACUUUUAGUGACUCUGACUAUACUUAUCAGUAUCUUGGACCUAGUAUACAAGGUGUCUCUGUGCAUCAAGGCAACCAACCUGUGCAAAAAUGUACAUUUCAGUGUGUGUGUUGUGCUCGUUUAAGUAUGGGAACCGUGUGUUCCUGUAACCAACCUAAAUCCAAUGCAUCUACCCAAACCAACAACUUUGAGUUUCCACAGGAGACAUUAGAUGCAGACAACAUGUGGAAGAAGGGGACAUUUGAGCAUGGUGUGGUACAGAGACUCAUCAAUGCAACUUUGGAGAGACUUCUGCCAACCAGUGGAAAAUACACCACCUCCUUCUCUUCUGUCCUGGAUGAAGUCAAGGUCAUCAUAUCCCAGAAAUUCCCCAACUACACCGUUGAUUGCCAGAAAUUAAAGAGAAGAAUUCAAAAGGCGAUGCAGUGGCAGAGAUAUUAUGCGAAAAAGAGAGAAGAAGCCCAAAAGAAUCAUGAAUCUGCUUGGAAACUCAUGAAACGGAAGCGACAACAUUCCAACAAGGAAAAUGUGCUGCUUCUCCAAGAUACAGAGGAAAUUGGAGUAGACAACAGAGGUUUUGAGCCUGACAGCGACUCGGACAGUGACAUUCCCCUGGCCAAGCUGACCAAGAAGAAGUCCUUGUAGUUAUGUCAACACGUGCGUUCCCAUGAACAAUUGACUGUGAAUCCGUAGUGCAUAAACUAUUAUUAACUCUAUAAACAUUUGAUUCUCGGUAUGAUGUUUGUGUGUUUUGCAGCAUUCUUUCAUAUGUAUUUUAUCAAUAUUAAUGUAAUAAAAUAGUAGCUAUUUUUAAA